Molecule: messenger RNA, 8461 nt
Organism: Hemiscyllium ocellatum (epaulette shark)
Lineage: Eukaryota; Metazoa; Chordata; Chondrichthyes; Orectolobiformes; Hemiscylliidae
Gene: igf2r
Product: insulin-like growth factor 2 receptor
Exons: 48
Coding region: 63-7583 (2506 amino acids)
Biological process (GO): lysosomal transport
Cellular component (GO): plasma membrane; late endosome; trans-Golgi network
Molecular function (GO): signaling receptor activity; insulin-like growth factor binding; D-mannose binding
Source: RefSeq, a predicted model, not a curated record
AUCCGUUGUAGGAUCGGGCCUCGUUAGUACUGUCUGGUGGGGGUCUCUGUUAACGGGUAGAAAUGAUGGCCCGUGUAGUGCCGUUCGGGUCUCUCCGAGCGGUGAGGUGGUUGCUCCUUGCCGUUUGUUGUGUGUGGAGCAGUGCGCAGGCUGACGAUGUUCGUGUUUACCCGGAGCUAUGCGGGUACACUUGGGAGGCGAUGGAUUCAGACAAAGGAAUAUAUUACAAAAUAAAUCUAUGUGCCCCUUUAAAUUGUGGGGGUUUAAGUGCUAUCUGCGCUUACAAUACUUCACAAAAAGCCAACCAUUCAGUCGGUGAUUUUGCACUCCGGACCAGAGGAGUACAUCAUAUUGAGUACAACACCACCCAGAAAUGUACAAAACAGAACUCUUAUCAGACUGUCCAAAGCAGCAUUAAUUUUUUAUGUGGAAAAACAUUGGGUAGCCCAGAAUUUGUGGCGACUUCUGAAUGUGUGCAUUACUUUGAAUGGAAGACUUUUGUAGCCUGCAAGAAGAGCACCUUCACCCCCCAAAAAGAGGUUCCUUGUUACGUCAUUGAUGAAGUUGGAAAGAAACGUGAUUUGAAUCCACUCAUAAAGAUGUCGGGAGGCUAUUUGGUUGAUUCUCCUGAUGAUGAUGAUUUGUAUAUCAACAUUUGUAGAGAUAUAGCUCCUUCAGGCAAGACGUCUGCAUGUAAAUCUAGCAGCAGUGCCUGUUUGUUGAAAGGAUCCACUGCAUUUGAUGUUGGACAACCCACAGAUGCUUUAAAACUAAUUGACAAAGACAGAUUAAUACUUCACUAUACCAAAGAAUACAAGGAGAGUGGAAAGCCACCAGUGUUUUGUGGCAAUCAUAAACCUGCUGUCACCAUUACUUUAAUCUGUCCUUCUGGAAGGAGAGAGGGUACAGAUCCCAAGUUAAUAGCGAGUACUAACUGUCGCUUUGAAAUUGAAUGGGUCACUGAAUAUGCCUGCCCCAGAGAUUACUUAGAAAGUCAUAACUGCAAGCUUGUAAGUGACCAGCAUGACCUCUCCAUUGAUCUGACUCCCCUCACAUUGCCUGCAUCUAGCAAUCCAUACCAUGUUGUCCCCAAGAAGAAUGACGAUGCCACUGAUGAAUAUUAUUAUUACCUGAAUGUGUGUGGACAGAUCAGCCCUGCUGUUUGCCACGAUAGUAGAGGUUUUGUAGCAGCAUGUCAAACUAAACCAGAUGUUUCCUUCAGUAAGAUUGCAGGACGAUAUCAAAAUCAAACACUCAGGUACUCUGAUGGUGAUCUUACAUUGAUAUACCCUGAUGGUACUUCAUGCAGUUCUGGAUUCCGAAGAAUGACAAUAAUAAACUUUUACUGUAAUGAAUCAGCUGUUGAUGGAGGAAAGGGUAAACCAGAAUUCAGUGCUGAAGUUGACUGCACAUACAUUUUUGACUGGGGUACGAAGUAUGCCUGUGUGAAAGAAAAGGAAAACCUGCUGUGUGGUGCUUCUGAUGGAAAGAAACGUUAUGAUCUUUCACCUUUAACUCGAUACAAAGCAAAAGAAGUUCCUGAAUCUGACAAUACUCACAACUGGGAGGCACUAGAUAGCCUGGUAAAAUCUGAUCGAAGACAGAUCUAUGUUAAUGUAUGCCACAAGGUACUUCAAGAUGGUGAAGCUGUAGGAUGUCCUGAAGAUGCAGCUGUUUGUUCUGUUGGUGAAAAUAGCAAAAAGAACCUUGGAAAAUUUGUUUCACCCCCUACAAAGGAAGGCAAUAAUAUUCAACUAGUGUACUCUGAUGGUGAGCCAUGUGGAAGAAAUGGUCGUAGCAAAACUAUUAUCACUUUUAUAUGUAGACCCGGGGAUCUGGAGAGCCCUCCUAUCCUGAAACCUGGGAUCAAUGAAUGUUUGCAUGAACUAGAAUGGCACACAGCUGCUGCUUGUGCUUUAUCCAAAACAAAUGGUGAUGAUUGCAGAGUUUCAGAUCCAGAGGCCGGCUUUUUGUAUGACCUUUCAUCUCUAACCAAAGAAAAUGGGUAUUACCAAGUUAAAUCUGAGAAGUACAAUUUCUAUAUAAAUAUAUGUGGCAAUGUUUCCAAGGAUGGCUGUGAGAAAAAUUCUGGUGCUUGUCAGGAAUCCCUGCUUGAUCAAACCUUUUGGAGCCUAGGGGAGUCCAAUUCCAGAUUGUCAUACUAUGAUGGGAUCAUUCAUCUGGUUUAUAAAAAUGGGACAGCAUACAACAAUGGGCAGCACAUCCGACGAUCCACACAUAUAACAUUCCUGUGUGAUCGAGAUGCAGGUGAAGGGCAUCCAGAAUUUGAGGAGGAAGAUGAGUACACUUACAAUUUCAAAUGGUAUACACAAUAUGUUUGCCCAGAAGUGCCAAUAGACUGUAUCGUGACAAAUGAGGUUACAAAGCAACAGUAUGAUCUGUCAAGAUUAUCAAAGUCCGAAGACAGUGAUGAAAGUAACUGGUUUGCAAUGGACACAACAUCAAGUAACCACAAGAAGUAUUAUAUCAACGUCUGUAGACCUCUGAAUCCAAUUCCAGGAUGUGAUCGCAAUGCGGGAGUCUGCCUGAUGGAGUAUGAAAGAGAUUUUGAUGCACUUUAUGAAAAAGUAUCCAUUAGCAAUCUGGGUAUUGUCAAAAAUGGCCCCAAGCUAGACACAGAUGGACGGAUUAUUUUGGAAUACGUAAAUGGUUCGGCAUGUGUGAAUUCCAAUGGUGGUAAAAUCUCUUACACCACCCGUAUUCACCUGAGUUGUUCAAAAGAACUGUCCUCUGGUCCAAGGUUCAUCGAUCAUAAAGAUUGUGUGGUCACAUUCCUGUGGGAAACUGAAGCAGCCUGUCCUAUAACAACAGUUGAAGCUUCAAAUGAGAACUGUUCAGUGGAAGAUCCCAACUCUGGUUUUGUCUUUAACUUUCUGCCGCUGGCUUCAGAUACCGGUUACUCAGUUACUGGAAACAACAUGGUAUUUAAGCUGAACAUCUGCCGUGGUUUAAACGAAUGUGGGAAAAUAGGUACCAAGACAGCAACUGGAUGUGAGAUAGAUGGACAGAAACCAAAACAUCCAGUUGGAUUGCAAACAUCACUCCAAGUUUCCACUGAUGGUCUUAUAACUCUUAUGUACAAAGGUACAUUGGAAGCAGAAUCAGGCCUCCGAGAUACAUUUAUCAUCUAUUUUGUCUGUGACACUACUUCGUAUCCUGGAAAGCUCAAGUUUCUGCGAGAAGAAAUUAGCACUACAACAUCUGUUCAUGACACCUACUUUGAAUUUUAUACGGCAUUGGCCUGUUUUCCAGCUCCUGUGAACUGCCUUGUCAGUGAUAUAGCUGGUAAUGAAUAUGAUCUGAGUGACCUUGCCAGGGACAAAGAACCUUGGGUUGCAGUAGACACAACGGAAGAUAGAAGUAAACGUACAUUUUAUCUAAAUGUUUGUAAGCCUUUGCCUUUAGUUCAGGGCUGUCCAGGUGGUGCUAUUGGAUCUUGUGUCAAGUAUGCUGAUAAAAGCCAGAGUCUGGGCUAUAUUCAGAUGAGUCCACGGGCUGAGACUGAUGGUUCACUCAGUAUUGUCUAUUUGAAUGGGGAUAAUUGCAACGACCAUCAGAAAUAUUCUACACGAAUCCUCUUCCAGUGUGACACAAUCUCAGGUUCUCCAAUAUUUCAGGAAAUGGAUGAGUGUGAAUUUCUUUUUGUGUGGAGAACUCCAGCUGCUUGUCCAAUUCGCAGAGCUGAAGGUGAAAACUGUCAAAUUAAGGACCCAAAAUUUGGUUAUGUGAUUGAUUUGCGACCACUUGCUAAUGAGGAUCAGAAGGUGACGGUUGAUGAAUACACCUAUCACUUCAGAGUAUGUGACUAUUUGAGAAACCCUGACUGCGGUAGCUCUUCACAAGACGAAAAUGCAGUUUCAGCAUGUCAGACAAAGCCACAUGAUGAUAAUUUCAAGAAGAUUGCAGGACGCUUUACCCAGCAUUUAACCUAUGAAGAUGGAUUGAUAAUGAUAAACUACACCAGAGGAGACAUUUGCCAUAAAAUUUAUGAACGGUCAACUGCCAUCUUGUUCUAUUGUGAUCACAGCCAAACGCCGGGCAAGCCAGUAUAUUUGAGGGAAACUCCAGACUGUACAUACCUCUUUGAAUGGCAUACAUCGUAUGCUUGUCCACCAUUCCGAUCCAUCGAUUGCACGUUAAGGGAUAAAGAUGGGAAUUCUUAUGACCUUACUCCUUUAUCACAGUCCCAAGACAACUGGGAGAUAGAACGGCAACGUGAUGUUGACCAGACAUAUUACAUCAACAUCUGCAAGUCACUAGUUCCAAAAAAUGGCAACUGGGCCUGUCCCUUAAAUGCAGCUGUCUGCCUGAAAAAUGGCAGCAGGUAUAUGAACCUUGGUGAGGUGGUUGCAGGGCCAAGAUGGGAAGAACAUGGUCUGCUUGUCCUACGUUAUCAAAAUGGUGACUGGUGUCCUGAUGGAAGACGCAAUAAGACUACAAGCAUACGUUUCAAAUGUGAUAAAGAUGCAAUUAACACAAAGCCAGACUUAAUCACUGCCAUUGAAGGUUGUGAGUACACAUUUUUGUGGUUCACUGCUUUCGCUUGCCCAGUAACCAGAAAUGUACACGAUGAAUGUGUUGUGACAAAUCCAAUUACAGGCCAUUUAUUUGACUUGAAUUCACUGCGAAAAAGCCAAGGCUAUACUAUAUAUGAUCGUAAAAUCAGAAGAAACUUCAUUCGCCUUAAUGUUUGUGAUAAGGUGCAAAAUACUGGAUGUUCAGGCAAUGAUGUUGGUGUGUGUAUACAAGAUGAUCAUGCAACCAAUGCAGGGCGUUUCAAUACAGAAGUGACUUAUGUAGAUCAGGUGUUGAGGCUCACAUAUAGUGGAGGUGAUAUCUGCUCCAGUAACCCUAACCUGCAUCACAGAAGUAUCUUCAGUUUUGUCUGUAGCACAUUUGCAGGAGCAAAUACUGGACCUGUACUGGUGGCUUCAGAUGAGCAGACAUGCACCCAUUAUUUUUCUUGGCAUACACAGCUGGCCUGUGAACAUGAGCUGAGAUGUUCGGUGAAGAAUGGAGCUUCGAUUAUUGAUUUAAGUCCUCUGAUCCAGAAGACUGGGUAUUAUUCAGCAGAAGAUGAAGAUAUUGUUGAUGAUAGUCAAGAUGAUACUCCUGAUUUUUACAUCAACCUUUGCCAACCACUAAAUCCUAUCCCAGGGGUUGACUGUCCUCCUGGUUCAGCUGUGUGCAUGGAUCCUGUAAAUGGGCCACCUGUGGCAAUUGGUUAUGCUUCUGCACCUCCACAAAUUAAUUCAGCAACUCAGGACGUUUACAUUUCUUUCAAAACCAAUGUUACCUGUCAAACAGAUCCUACAUUGACUUAUGACUCUCUCAUAGUGUUCCAUUGUGUCACGGGUGUAGACUUGGGAAGACCAAAAAUGAUGAGAAAAUCAGAAUGUAGCUUUGUAUUUGAAUGGGCAACUCCACUGGUGUGUCCAGAUUCAGUGAUGACAUCUGGCUGUUCACUAUCUGAUCAACAGUUACAUCACACCUUCAAUCUGUCUGUUUUAACAGGAGGGAAAUACCAGGUCAACUUUAAAGGAAGGACCUAUCACCUUAAUAUAUGUGCAGGAGUAACGGGUGUACCUGACUGUAAAAACAGCGCUGUCUGCUUGGUCUCGGGUAACAAAACAGCAUCAUUUGGCAAUCCAAAAGCCAUGACCCUGGAAUACAAACACCAGGAUCAAGCCUUGAUGUUGUAUUAUAGGAGUAGUGAUCUGUGCCCAAAAGUAACGGAAAGAGGAGAGCUUUGCAGAUUCCCUUUCACAUUUUCUGGGACCUCCUACAGUGAGUGUACAACAGAUGGGAGAACAGAUGGAUUUCUGUGGUGUUCAACAACUGAUGACUAUGACAGGGACAAAGCAUGGGGCUUCUGUAGUAAUGCAACAGCAACUCGGAGAUCAACAAUCAUCUUUAGGUGUGAUGAAAUAGCUGGAAAUGGAAACCCCGAAGUGCUGAGUGAGAUCCUUGGUUGCUCAACAACUUUUGAAUGGAAGACUAGCGUUGUUUGUCCACCCAAAAAGAUGGAAUGCAAGAUAAUUUACAGGCAUAAGACCUAUGAUUUAAGAAUGCUUUCUUCCCUUACCGGAUCAUGGAAGUUUACAUCGAAUGGUGAUACGUAUUACAUGAAUCUUUGUCAAGGUGUUCAUGAAGGACCCACGGGCUGCCCUUCAUAUGCUAGCGUGUGCAGAAGGAAUAAAAAUGGUAAAACCCAAAUAUUGGGGCUGGUUCACACCCAAAAAAUCGACGUUCAAGGUGCAAAUCUUUUUGUGAGUUAUUCAAGUGGGUAUUUUACAUGUGGUACAGGAAAACACGCAACGACGACAAUACGCAUGCAAUGUUCAUCAACAAGUGGAGCACCAGAGCUGGAAAGCUUUGAUGAAAAGGAAUGUGAGUUUUUAAUUGUAUGGGAGACCCGUGCAGCUUGUGCUGUGAAACCUCAAGAGGUUUACAUGGUAAAUGCAACCAUUACAAGCCCAACAAAUGGCCAGAAAGCCAAUUUGUCAGCUAUUUAUUCAAAAUUGUAUAAAGCUUCAGGUGAUAUUAGAUCAAACGGUGACUCCUAUAUCUAUGAUAUCCAGCUUUCUGGAAUCUCGAAUCCUGAAGAUUUUAAGUGCCAAGACUCCAAUAUCUGUCAGGUCAAAACUAACCAGCCCUAUUUCAGAUCCAUUGGAAUAGCUUCUAAAGCAAAAUAUUACCUUGAAGAUGAUGACCUCGAUGUAGUUUUCUCUUCUAACUCAGCGUGUGGCCGUGACAAAUCCAAGAAUGUCUCUUCCACUAUAAUACUUCACUGUAGUGAAUUGGCAGGGGAAGGGAAACCAGACUUCCUUCAUGAAACUUCAGACUGCCAGUAUCUGUUUACCUGGUACACAUCAACAGUCUGUGCACUAACAUCUGUCAAUCCUGCGAUUCCAGAUGAUAAGUCGCAGAAUGGAGAUAACAUCAAGGGUUUGUCCAGAAGAAGCAAAGCUGUGGGAGCAGUGCUCAGUGUGCUGUUGGUAGUACUGACUGCCUGUCUCCUCAUCUUAUUAUUUUAUAAGCAGGAAAGAAGGGAAAUUAUUAUGCAAAAAGUGACUGGUUGUUGCAGAAGAGGAGGUGGAGUUGCAUACAAAUACACAAAGAUUAAUGGGCAAGAGGACGGUGAUGAAAAUGAGACUGAAUGGUUGAUGGAAGAAAUCUCCUCGUCUGAGAAUGGACAGAAACCAGCAAAAGAGUAUCAGCAAAAUGGCUUGAACCAUGUCACUAAAGCUGUAAACGCUGAUGUUUUUGGGUCAUUCCCACUAGAUGAUCAGGACAGUGAAGAUGAGGUUUUGACUGUGCCACAAGUGAAAAUCCGCUCAACCAGAACAGGAGAGCCCAAGAUCAGGGGUAAUCAAAAGCAGCGGCAUCCACAAAACAAGCACUUUCAUGAUGAAAGUGAUGAGGAUUUACUUGGUUUAAAUAAUGAAAAGAAGGAAACAAAGGGAAAAUUGAAACCACAGAUGAAGCAAAACAGGCCAGCAAAUGACUCCACAAAUAUCACUUUUCAUGAUGACAGUGAUGAGGACAUGCUGAAGGGUUAACCAUUGUGCCUAUCUAAUAGCCUGAUAGGAUACCCAGCCCAGCAGUCUGGAUGAGAGGAACCUGCCUGUCAUUUACUCUGCUGAAUGUUUGAAUAACCCUGCUGAUUUUUUUGCAAAUUAUACGCAAGAAGGGAACUGCAUAAACGCUCCUGAUUGUUUACAAUAAUGUGUAAAGGGACAAAUCUUUGAUUUCCUAGCAUUUGCCUGAGGGAUAUUUAUAUAUAAAAGCUUGUGCACAUGGCCAUUUCUUUGGGGCAGUAAUUAUUGUACCUAAGUAUUGCAAAGAGCUCUAUGAUGCUUUCUUUAGCUUUGACCUUAUUCUUCUGACAAUGAGAAGGAAGGGGAGCAGAGUAAAAGAAUAUUUGUUACUUUGCAGCUCAAUAUCUUUGAUUAGCUUCCAUGAAGCACUGCCCUUUUUGCGUCCAUAUUUAUUGCAAGUUAAAAGAGGAAAGGGUUAGUGAACACUGGUACUUUCUUCAUCCUCCCAACCAGAACCGGUACAGUGAUGUAGGGAAAUGCAGAGGGUUUGGACAUAAUCAUCAUUUUUGGAAAAUUGUUUGAUUCAUAUACUGAAAGGAAACAUUUGACAAAAGGCUACAGUGUUGCAAAAAAUGUGUUAAAUGCAAGUAUAAAAGUUGACAGGAAAUAUUCAAGAUGUGUCGGCUCUAAUCCUUUUGCAUGACCCUCCUAUGAAGUAUUUUUACAAUAUUAUUGUGCAUAUUUGAUGGAUUGAUACCAAAGUGCAACAAUGUGUUGGGCAGGUGUUUUUUUUUGUAUCUAUUUCUGUUUUGGGUUCAAAGGUUUUUAAUUAUUUUCAAAUCAAAGAUGUGUGGUUUUUGUUUCUACAGAAGGUUUGAUAAUUUUGUUGUAAUAUGAAG